Messenger RNA from Linum tenue, 773 nucleotides. The record is from the annotation of a GenBank genome assembly. NCBI's taxonomy places the organism in Eukaryota, Viridiplantae, Streptophyta, Magnoliopsida, Malpighiales, Linaceae.
UUUAAUAUAUUCCACCCCCUAGCUGUAGUUUCCGCAACUCUGUUCCCAACUCUAGUUUUUGGCAUCUCUGCGUUGCUCCGUGACUGGGUUCUUUCGUCGACCUUUGUUGUGCUCGGAAUGGCUCGUGCAAUGAAUAAAAGAGCUAAAUUAAGAUCACGUCCCGCCCUCAUUAGUACGGACACAGAAAUCGAAAAUAGGUCGCGUGUUCUCAAAACGGAAGCACCUUCGUCAAACGGGGAAGGUAGCGGAUCGACUCCCCCACUUCGUCCUGAACUCACGGAAGAAGGUGCUGGACAUGAAACUGGUCAAGGAGGCACUUCCAAGGGUCAUGUUGGCAGUAGCGGCAUAUAUAAAGGAAUCGACUUGGAUAAGAAAACAAAAUCCAAGAAGGAGAAAUUGCCCAUAUAUUUAAAUUACUAACAUUCUCGUUCAAAUUCGUUCUACAGGCUAGACGCGCAGAAAAGAAACGAAGUGCACCACGCAAGCAGGUUUCGAACUCAAGAAAGAAAAAUAGGGAGCUAAGAGAAGAAUGAAGUUUGUUGGUGGAAGCAUGGUGCGGUAGAAAGAAUAGUUAAGUGUUAGUACUUUUGUUAAGAGAGAUAAUAGAACAAUUCAUGGAUUUAGAACUUGUUAUCUAUUAUUUUUUAGUAUUUUUCUAGUUUCACGAGAGAAUGGUUAUUCUUUCAAACUAUGAAUGUUGGUUUUUCUAGUGUUGGAUGAGAUGACAUUGUAGUAGUUUAGUUUUAUUGCACUUUUAUGGAGAUGAUUUUAUG